This is a messenger RNA of Knipowitschia caucasica, 381 nucleotides long. The record is from the annotation of a GenBank genome assembly. Lineage: Eukaryota; Metazoa; Chordata; Actinopteri; Gobiiformes; Gobiidae.
AUGGGUUGGAGGGGUGGGGGGAGUGGGGGGGGGUGGGGGGGGGGGGGGGGUGCAUGGGGGUGGUGGGGGGGUUUUGGGUUGAGGGGUGGGGGGGGGGGGGGGGGGGGGUGUGUGGAUAGAGGGAGGACGUUGGGGUGUGGGGUAUCUAUGGGGGGGGGGGGUGGGGGGGUAUGGGGGGGGGUGGGGGGGGGUGGUGGUUGGGGGGGGGGGGGGGGGGGGGGGGGGGGGGGGGGGGGGGGGGAUUUGGGAUGGAAGGAUUUAAUAGUGAGGGGUGACGGCGUGGGGGGGUUCUGGGCAUGGGGGGGGGUGCGGGGGGAGGGGGGGGGGGGGGUUGUGUGGGGGGGGGGGGGGGCGGGGGGGAGGGGGGGGGAUUUUGCGUAA